Molecule: messenger RNA, 465 nt
Organism: Acanthosepion pharaonis
Lineage: Eukaryota; Metazoa; Mollusca; Cephalopoda; Sepiida; Sepiidae
Source: the annotation of a GenBank genome assembly
AUGAAUUCUAGAAGAAAGAAGAAUAGAAAAGAGAUUCCUAAAGAGAUCAUUGAAUUGAAAAAGUUUUUGCAUGCAUAUGAGAAACUAUGCAUUUGUUCAAAUUCACAAGUAAAUCCUUGGAUUAAAGAAAAUGCAAAACGUUGCAUUGAAAAGCAUGAAGCACUGACAAAGAUUAUCUUGGAUUUUUCUCAUCUGUCUGAUACACCCCCUGUUCUGUUUGCAACCAUUAUAACCUCAUUGAGACAGACUCGUUACAAAUAUAUCAAACAUAUUUAUGUGUGGAAUUACCCAAUGUCAUAUGAAAAUGUGGCUAUGUUGGCCAAUUAUAUAGAAAAUCCUGCCUAUAAGACUUACACACUUCAUCUUAUGGAUUGUUUGUUGACAUCACAUUUUUUAGAAAGAGUCACUAGAGUAAUCCCAUCAUGUAAAUUUCUAUCUGAUAUCUGCCUUGAUUAUAAUGAGUAA